Labrus bergylta (ballan wrasse) is the source of this 1441-nucleotide messenger RNA. The record is from RefSeq and is a predicted model, not a curated record. NCBI's taxonomy places the organism in Eukaryota, Metazoa, Chordata, Actinopteri, Labriformes, Labridae.
CGGAAGUACACAAAUAUUGUUCCACCCGAGAUUCCGUAGAGCAAACCUGCUACUCUCUUCUGGGACAAUUAUUUUCUUGCUUCUGUCACUCUAUAACUUAAGUCGGACAACUAUUACAAGAUGACUUACAGCCUUCGCACAUGACCAACACACUAUCCCACAUUCAGCAGGUCACAUUUGAGGUUCCACACAGGGCGACCCAUGCUUUCUGAUGAGCUUGACGCCAAACCAGAGCUGCUGGUGCAGUUUGUACAGAACGCGUCCAUCCCUCUUGUGCAGGGUCUGGAGGACUCAGAGUCCAAACACUGUUGCCUGCCUCUGCUGGCCCCGGCUGAGAGCACACUGUGCAGCCCGCUCGAGCUCACAGGUCAGCAGCUAAAUACCAUCAGUGGUGUUCAGAAUGGAGGCCUUAGCCAUGAUCCUCAGAGUUCACCCUCACUGUCAGAGUUUGGAGGCGUGUCGGAGCGAGGCCCAUUGGUGGUGCAGACACACUCUCAUCCACAGGCCUCACCCAGUCCCCCACCCAUCCUCCACGACCUGCAGCAGUCGGACAGCCCUUCAUAUGUCCUGCUCAACCUUGCCAAAGGCAUCACAGCUUCCUCUGAGUCGCUGAUCUUCGCCGCAGAUGGCCCCGGUGAGGAUGAUGAUGAGGUGGUCUCAUCAGGGGACUAUGGGAUGGAUGUCAGCGCUCCCUGGUAUCUGCGAGUACAGGAGCUGGCACAUGACAGCCUGAUUGCCGCCACACGGGCGCAGCUUGCGAGAGAUGCCAAGGCCAGCCAGGACGCCAGAGCAGCAAGUGUCAGUAAUGGUGACCACACGCACAGUUUGAUAGCAGAGGGGGACAAGCGAGAGCUCCCGCCUCGGACCAGCCGCCCCCUCUCCAAGCAGAUCCUCCGCUGUUCGUUUGAGGGAUGCUGCAGGACUUUCACCUGGCCGGCUCAUCUCAAAUACCACCUCAAAACACACAGGAACGACCGAAUGUUCAGGUGUGGCGCGGAGGGCUGCGGGAAGAGCUUCUACGUGCUGCAGAGGCUGCAAGUUCACAUGAGGACCCACAACGGCGAGAAGCCCUUCAUCUGCAAGGAGAAGAACUGCGGCAAGAAGUUCACCACUGCUGGGAACCUAAAGAACCACAGACGCACACACACAGGUGGGGAGCGGGAGACACAUACAUAUAAAAGCACCAACAUGCUGAAAGCAAUAACUGAGUCAGACCAUUAGACUGCGCUCAUUUAAUGCUUGGAAGGUGCAGUCAAGGUGGAGAUGUGAAGAGUCAGCAGCACUGGCGCCUCCGAUUCACUGCUGCAUUUGAGUAUCAGUCCUCUGUCAUGUUUUAUUUAAGGUGACAUUAAUAUUUCUGAUAGACAGUCUGCGUCUUCUUUCUAGGGACUCUUCAGCAGAUCAACUAAAUAGUGUUUAUAUCUACCCACAAGUCUGGAAG